AUGCAACGUGACCAUAGCGCACGGGUUCUGGAGGCUGAGGCUGCCCAGAAGAAGAAGAAGAAGCGUGAGGACGAGCCUGAUGAAGCAGAGCUUGCAGGCGCCGAAGCGAAGGGCGAGAUGAAGGAAGAUGUAGACGAUGUUCAGGCUGACAGUCAGCGCAAGGAUGAUGACCAAAAGGAGAAGGAUGAAGGAGAUGAAGAUGAGGGGAAAGAUGAAGAGGAGAAAGACGAUGAAGAUGAGGGCGAGGAGGACAGCGAGGAGCCAGAGAAGGGAGACACAGGAGGAACAGCAAUGAAGCUUGAGGCAGAGGAAGCGGAUGAUGAGGAUGGCGGAUCUGGAGGAAAGCAGAAGAAGCCACAGAAAAAGACCAAGCUGAUGAAGGACAAGACUCCGGUAGCCUUGAAGUCAAGUGCUACAGCUGCUACAGUGUCUGGCGACCACCUUGAAGCACGGAAGCAAGCGGAGCAGGACUUGCGAGAGGCUUUGAACUCUGGCCAAAUGCUUUGGAGCUCACCACUGAGAGGCAACACGUUGUCACUGAUCGUAAGCCACCAACACAGCCAGUGUGCCCACAGCCUUUUCGUGGGCGAGGUCUUGCGCGGCAUUCUGGAGUCUUCCGAGCUGCAGGACCCUGCCUGCGCUGGAGUCAAAGAUGUCCACGUCAAAAUUGACGGCGAGCAGGUAGCCCUAGAGUGCGAGGGGAUCAACCUUUUCGCUCUUCAAGCUCUCCCAGCAACUCUGGUGAAUCACUGCAAGAUCUACACCAAUGACAUCAGGAAAGUCCUUGGGCUCUAUGGAGUGGAAGCGGCUCGGGCAUCCGUCGUGCAAGAAGUCAAAAAUGUCUUCGGGCAUUACGGCAUCCAGGUGAACCACCGGCAUUUGGCACUCAUUGCAGACUAUAUGGCACAAGGAGGAGAUUUGCGGGCGUUCAAUCGCCUGGGGAUGAUCCACUGUCCUUCACCUCUUCUUCAGAUGUCCUACGAGACGACCAUGCAAUUUCUGUCAACGGCCUGCCAGGAGGGCCUGCUGGACAACAUGACAUCUCCUGCUAGUGCCAUCGUGCUUGGCAAGCCCCCAGAAGUCGGCACAGGUAUGGUAAACUUGCUAGUGGACUUGGAUCCACCUGAACCUCCGUGGAAGAAACAAAGAAAGUUUGACUUCUGA
Molecule: messenger RNA, 1164 nt
Organism: Effrenium voratum
Lineage: Eukaryota; Dinophyceae; Suessiales; Symbiodiniaceae
Source: the annotation of a GenBank genome assembly